Molecule: messenger RNA, 1210 nt
Organism: Sphaeramia orbicularis (orbiculate cardinalfish)
Lineage: Eukaryota; Metazoa; Chordata; Actinopteri; Kurtiformes; Apogonidae
Gene: rcl1
Product: RNA terminal phosphate cyclase-like 1
Exons: 9
Coding region: 70-1188 (372 amino acids)
Biological process (GO): ribosome biogenesis; endonucleolytic cleavage of tricistronic rRNA transcript (SSU-rRNA, 5.8S rRNA, LSU-rRNA)
Cellular component (GO): nucleolus
Molecular function (GO): RNA endonuclease activity
Source: RefSeq, a predicted model, not a curated record
UUCAUAUCAUCGUCUUCCUGGGCAAACACACGUGGAUUUCCACUGACGCCAGGGAGAAACAAUAAUAACAUGGCAAGCCAUGGACUCGAAUACGACGGUUGCAAUUUCUUCAGACAGCGCCUGGUUUUGUCCACGCUCAGCGGAAAACGAGUUAGAAUAAAAAACAUACGAUCUAAAGAGGACGACCCGGGGCUCCGCGAUUUUGAAGCCAGUUUCAUCAGGCUCCUCGACAAAGUGACCAAUGGCUCCAGGAUAGAGAUUAAUCAGACAGGUACUGUAUUAUUUUACCAGCCUGGCUUGUUGUAUGGAGGUGCUGUCGAACAUGACUGUAACCCACAGCGAUCAAUUGGCUACUAUCUGGAGGCACUGCUCAUGUUGGCUCCAUUCAUGAAAACUGCUUUGAAGGCCACUCUGAGGGGAGUUACCAAUGACCCCAUAGAUCCAACGGUUGACUUGCUGAAGACCACAGCUCUUCCUCUCAUGAAGAAGUUUGGCAUCGAUGGAGCAGGUUUUGAUCUUAAGGUGGUGAAGAGGGGGAUGGCUCCUGGAGGUGGUGGAGAAGUACUUGUAACAUGUCCUGUCCGCAGAACCAUCAAACCUGUUCAGCUGAGAGACCCAGGCAAGAUCAAGAGGAUUAGAGGAGUAGCAUAUUCUGUUCGAGUUUCCCCUCAGAUGGCUAACAGGAUAGUGGACUCUGCAAGGAGCGUCCUGAACCAAUUCCUUCCAGAUAUCUACAUCUACACUGACCACAUGAAAGGAGCCAACUCUGGCAAGUCUCCAGGUUUUGGUCUGACCCUGGUGGCAGAGACCCUGAAUGGUUGUUUUCUCAGUGCUGAGAUGUCAUCCACACCACAGGGGCAAGGAGACCCCGUUCUACCUGAGGACCUCGGUAGGAACUGUGCCAAACUGCUUUUGGAAGAAAUAUACCGGGGCGGCUGUGUGGAUUCGUCCAAUCAGAGCCUGGCACUACUCUUGAUGACCCUUGGCCAACAGGAUGUGUCGAAGGUUCUGCUCGGACCUCUCUCCCCCUACACAAUUGAAUUCCUCAGACACAUUAGAGAUUUUUUCCAGAUCAUGUUCAAGAUUGAGGUUCAGAAGCCUCUAGAGGACGAAAGAAAAGGGGGAGACAAAGUCCUGAUGACCUGCGUAGGAGUCGGAUACAGCAACAUAAACAAAACCCUUAAAUAAAGUAUUUUUUAUACAGAUCUCA